This is a messenger RNA of Scatophagus argus, 4099 nucleotides long. It is a transcript of the gene patz1, whose product is annotated as POZ/BTB and AT hook containing zinc finger 1. Gene Ontology annotation, biological process: regulation of cytokine production; negative regulation of transcription by RNA polymerase II; regulation of immune system process. The transcript is spliced from 6 exons. Gene Ontology annotation, molecular function: protein binding; RNA polymerase II cis-regulatory region sequence-specific DNA binding; DNA-binding transcription factor activity, RNA polymerase II-specific. The coding region runs from base 1281 to 3605 and encodes 774 amino acids. The record is from RefSeq and is a predicted model, not a curated record. NCBI's taxonomy places the organism in Eukaryota, Metazoa, Chordata, Actinopteri, Scatophagidae. Gene Ontology annotation, cellular component: nucleus.
UAGAGACGUCAAACUGAGUUACCUUUUUAUUUGGUCAAGUCUAUUUGGUCAAGUCUACAGUCAAAUGUAAAGCUUUUUUUUUAUUAUUUAACAAAAGCACAAUAUACAAACAUUUAGGUAAACAAUAGGGGCACAUAAAAAUCCAAUUUGAAACAAAUCUGUGAACUUGGCAGGAACAAAAAAAACCAUUUUCCACUAUUUUCAACUUUUAAAUGCACAUCUUGGUCACAGCUCCUUAAACAUAAUUGCGACCAAGAUAUGUAAUGAUGACAUUAUGACAUAACUAUUAUAAUCAUCCAGGAUUCCUUAUUGUUUCUACUGUGUGUGCUGCAGUGGUCUGCAGAAAAGCCUGUCUUAGCGAAACUUGUAAUGUGAAGUAUUUGUUGACACUCUCGGAGAAUUGUUUAAUUACUAUGGUCAUUUUCAAGGUGGUUGAAUGGAUUGUAUUAAAGUUCACUCUUCCUGCCCCUUGAAUGUAUGAAGGAGUUGUAACUGAGUAGUAACCCGCAACUGUCUUUAGAUUUAAAGGUUCAACGGAAAACUGGUUGGUAAAAUGAGACGUGUCAUUAUGAAUAUCGCUCAAGAAAACCCAAACACUGUUAACUAUACUCCCUAAACCAACCGUUAAAUAAUUUCUCCACACGUUAUUUGAUACUUUUCAGUAGUACCGUGUUAUACCCCUGAGCGUCUCCACUCGUUUGUUGUCAUUUACAUGUAAUUUCCUGGGUCCCUUUUUAAUCGAGUCAGAACUUGCUUUCAGUGAUCUGUACAGCAGAAUGCUUUUACAUUCGUCUUGAAUGGGUUUACAGACUGCUCUCGUACAGAGGAACGGGCUUUUUUCGUGUUUGUGGUUGGUUGGGGGAGGGGUUUUUACAAACAGACCAGGCAGGAAGAGACCUGCGUGUUUCAUUCUGGCAUAAAGACAUGAAAGACCCCUGCGGUGCUGGGGCUCUAGGCGUCUAAGCGUUGGCAUUGCAAUGAGGAAGUCGUUUUAGAAAAUACACAUUCUGUAUCAAACCCUAGAGAAACAUUUUUCACAAAACAAGAGCGACCCCCACCCCACAAGAAACCAGGGUCAAAGUUCACAGGAAGCUGGGGGGCUGCCAUUUUUCCCUGCUGCUGCUACUGCUAACGUUUAACGUUAGAUGCUAAAACGACGGGGAGUGGCGGUUGGUGUUGGAUUCUAUAGCUAGCUGGAAUCAACGGUUCGAUAACGUUACUCUAAAUACGCAGUUUCUCCGACCGUUGUUGCUAACAACCUGUUAUUGGAUGAAUUCGGCAUGGAGAAGGUAGCGGAGCCGUCUUGGACUUCUUCGUACACCUACCAGGUGAGCAAGCACAGUGCGGAGAUGCUACACAACCUCAACAUUCAGAGGAAAGAUGGAGGCAGGUUCUGCGAUGUGAUAUUACGCGUCGGCGAGGAGAGCUUCCCUGCUCACAAAGCUGUGUUAGCCGCGUGCAGCGAGUAUUUUGAGUCCGUCUUCAGUCGCCAGACGGAGGGUGACGGCGACGCAAAGGAGCUGGAGAUGCACACCAUCAGCCCUAAAGUUUUUAAAGACGUUCUGGACUUCGCUUACACCUCUAGGAUUGUCGUGCGGCUGGAGUGCUUCCCGGAGUUAAUGACAGCUGCCAAGUUUCUGCUGAUGCGAUCAGUUAUCGAGAUAUGUCAGGAGGUAAUCAAACAGUCCAACGUGCAAAUCCUCGUCCCGACCUCACGCGGAGGAGACGCCAGUCUUUUCCAGGCCACGGGAGCCACGGAGCUGGGUUUCCCGGUGGUACAGCAGGAUCUGGUGAACGGAACAGCAAUGCUGGUGAACGGUCAAAGCUUUGCUAACAAUGCACAAAUGCAUGUGGAUGGGAGUGACGACACCGCCGCCGUGUUAUUGGAGGACGGCGGCGAGUCGUCGGUGCCAAUGUUACAGCCUGUCGAAGGACUGUCCGUUUCCCCAUCAACGGAAAUACCGGGGAACGCAUUUCAACAUGACGCUGGCUCCCCGGGGUCGAAAAGGAGCAGGGGGAGACCAAAGAAAGCUGGUGGAGUAGUGGAGGCUAUACACUUUAAUCACGGCACCCAGAAAGACAAUGGGCUUUUUCCUUGCGGUACCUGCGGUAAAGCUUUUACAGAGGCUUCCCGCUUGAAGAACCAUGAAGCGCAACACGGAGCCCACACCGGCGGUGUUAACAACGUCGGCGACAGCUUGUCAACAGCAUCUUUGCUGUCUCAACCUGCUCUGGUGGAAAACGGCGUGCAGUUACACGGAGGGCUGACGCUGGAUAACGGCCGCAAACGGGAGAGGACCAGGCGGCAUGUCGGCUGUGACAUAUGCGGAAAAGUUUUCCGCGACGUAUACCACCUGAACCGACACAAGCUCUCCCAUUCCGGGGAGAAGCCGUACGCAUGCCAUGUGUGCGGGCUCCGGUUCAAACGCAAGGACAGGAUGUCAUACCAUGUGCGGUCCCAUGACGGAUCUGUCGGCAAACCUUAUGUGUGCCAGAGCUGUGGUAAAGGUUUUUCAAGACCAGAUCACCUGAAUGGGCAUAUCAAACAGGUUCACACAACAGAGAGACCCCACAAGUGCCAGAUUUGUAAUGCCUCUUUUGCUACAAGAGAUCGCCUGCGGUCACACCUUGCAUGCCACGAGGACAAAAUCCCCUGCAAAGUUUGUGGCAAGUUUCUGCGAGCUGCCUACAUGACGGACCACCUCAAGAAACACAGUGAAGGAACACAUAACUACUGCGGCAUUUGUAACAAAGGUUUCUCCACUGCGUCCUACCUUAAGGUGCAUAUAAAGACACACCAUGGCUCUUCACUGCCCCCCUCUGCCACAAUGCACACCUUCCCUGAGCCAAGGGGGGAACUGCAGAUGCACAACGGCAACCCUUACCACAUGGGACGCCAGUGCUCAGUGGAAGACCUGUGCGCCAGUCGCCAGCUGCUUCUCACCUCGUCUGAGGCAGAGGGUCGCUUUCAUGGGCUCUCUGGACACCCAGUUCUUCCCCAGCCUGGCCCUCCAUCCUUGGGCCUGCAGCCUGAGCUGCUCAUGGGGAAGGCAGGUGGGGCUCCAUAUUUCUGGGAGUGUCGCUCUGGCGGGUUGCCUGGCUUCCCCGUCCAUGGGCCUGUCGCAGAUGGGCAGGAAAAUGCCGGGAAAUGCCCUCAUCUGGAAUCAGAAGAAUCAGAUCCUUCAUUUGGCGAGCUGUCCAAUGGCGACGAGCUCAAAUCCCCACACAAACCGGACGGGCCAGAGCUCGAGAUGCCCUCUUUAGCUUGCAAUGGAGCCUCUGUGGGAACCUUGGCGUCUCCAGAAGGAUCUAAACCCAAGACAGACCCUGAGAAGAAGUUUACCUGCAGCAUCUGUGGCCAAGCUUUCCGCACCAAGUCCUACCUCAACAAGCACCAGCACAGAGUUCACAAAGCCCAGAAGGCCCAGGGGGUUUCAGGGUCGGGCUUAAAUGAGCUGGCCCCCUCCCUGACCUCUCCCUUCUCCCCUCAACAAAACAUGUCUCUGCUCGAGUCGUUUGGCUUUCAGAUAGUCCAGUCUGCGUUUGCCUCUUCACUGGUGGAUGCCGAGGCAGGUCAAAGCGGAAUUGACUUUGGAGGGAAGUGAAAUAUUUGCUAAAGUUCUUGCAAAGCCUCUUAUUCUUAGGAGAAAGCCGGGUCGCCCACAGAAUAUGCUCUGUAUUUGGGAGUAACUUUGCCUCAAGACUAGUUUUUCUGUUCUUGAUGUUGCUUAAUGUGUAUCUGAUAUUUUUGUCACAAACUGCCAUACGAUUCCUACUUUUUCUACUUUUUGAGAGUAUGGAAAGUGUGCGUACGGUGUUUAAAUUUUCUUUAUAAAGAAACAACAUGAAGGUUUUAUGUCCUUUAUCUGAUGUGGAUCUGUUGAAGUUACGCUUUCAUUUGUUUUUUGGCUUGUGUGUGCGUUCUUAGCUGCACAAAUGUUUCUUGACAUUAAUUAUUUACUGCAACCUUAAAACAAGUAAUUACUUAUCGUCUGUUUGUGAAUUCUGUAUUUAUGUUGUUUUUCUGCUUCUUUUUAAGAAGGAUUUUUUGUUCUUAAUGACGGGGAUUUGAAUUGGCCUCAAUUUUUUUUUUUUUUUU